Molecule: messenger RNA, 3066 nt
Organism: Pteropus alecto (black flying fox)
Lineage: Eukaryota; Metazoa; Chordata; Mammalia; Chiroptera; Pteropodidae
Gene: UBIAD1
Product: UbiA prenyltransferase domain containing 1
Exons: 2
Coding region: 317-1333 (338 amino acids)
Biological process (GO): vitamin K biosynthetic process; menaquinone biosynthetic process
Cellular component (GO): endoplasmic reticulum; Golgi membrane
Molecular function (GO): prenyltransferase activity
Source: RefSeq, a predicted model, not a curated record
CCCGGCCUCCAGAGGCGGGUGCACAAGAUGGCGGCCCCGGUAUCCUCCGUCAGCUUUGGGCUCUAGCGCCCGGCUAGGGUCCGAAGACACGCUUAGUCUAGGUGACAAGAGGUCCGAGCGGUGCCACCGGGCCUCGUGGGGUGCCAGGCCCUCUUGUUGUUGCCCCGGGGCCCCGCCGCCCCCUCAGCACUGCCCCGGGGCGGAACCAAAGAAAGGUCAGCUCCGGCCGCCUCGCCCUGUCCCUCCUCGUCCCACGGCAGUCGCUGUUCUGUGCGUGGCUCACUAUUCACAUUAAUUUCAGCCACGUGCAGCAUUCAUGGCGGCCUCGCAGGUCUCGGGGGAGAAGAUUAGCAUCCAGGCGGGAGAGACGGCCAAAGCCGGGGACAAGGACCUGCCAGGGGACGAUUGUCCGGAGAGGGACAGGCUCCCCCAGCGCUCUUGGAAGCAGAAAUGCGCCUCCUAUGUGUUGGCCCUACGGCCCUGGAGCUUCAGUGCCUCACUCACCCCAGUGGCCCUGGGCAGCGCCCUGGCCUACAGAUCUCAGGGCGUUCUGGACCCCAGACUGUUGCUGGGUUGUGCCGUGGCAGUCCUGGCUGUGCACGGGGCUGGCAAUUUGGUCAACACUUACUAUGACUUUUCUAAGGGUAUUGACCACAAAAAGAGUGAUGACAGGACCCUGGUGGACCGAAUCUUGGAGCCCCAGGAUGUUGUUCGGUUUGGAGUCUUCCUCUACACUUUGGGCUGUGUCUGUGCCGCUUGCCUCUACUACCUGUCCCCUCUGAAACUGGAGCAUUUGGCUCUCAUCUACUUUGGAGGCCUGUCUGGGUCCUUUCUCUACACAGGAGGAAUUGGAUUCAAGUACGUGGCUCUGGGAGACCUCAUCAUCCUCAUCACGUUUGGCCCGCUGGCCGUGAUGUUCGCCUACGCCGUCCAGGUGGGGUCCCUGGCGGUCUUCCCACUGGUCUACGCCAUCCCCCUCGCCCUUAGCACGGAGGCCAUUCUCCAUUCCAACAACACCAGGGACAUGGAGUCCGAUCGGGAGGCCGGCAUCGUCACCCUCGCCAUCCUCAUCGGCCCCACCUUCUCCUACAUGCUCUACAAUGCACUGCUCUUCCUGCCCUACCUGAUCUUCAGCAUCCUGGCCACUCACUGCAGCAUCAGCCUGGCACUGCCCCUGCUCACCAUCCCCAUGGCCUUUUCUCUGGAGAGACAGUUCCGAAGCCAGACUUUCAGCAAACUGCCCCAGAGGACCGCCAAGCUCAACCUCCUGCUGGGACUCUUCUACGUCUUUGGCAUCUUUCUGGCCCCAGCAGGUAGUCUGCCCAAACUCUAAGGGGACCAGGAGCUCCCCCAUCCACAUGUCCCCGUGUCUGAGGAUGUGUUGAAGACAGAGUAUCCGAGGAGAAAAAGUGAUCUGGCAGUGAGGGGGCCUGAGGAUGGCUUGUGAACUCCCACCUUUUUAAAAUUAUUAUGUUUUUAAAGAUAGUGUUUUGUUUUUGUUUUAUUCUGUUUUGUGGGGAAUCUUGAAACCACUCGUAUCAGAAGGUGAGUCGGCUGCAUGGCCCUUGUUUUACGUAUAACUUCCACUAGGGGGUGCUGUUAGGCUGCUUUAAAGUAGUCUGAAAAGCCUGACGACUGAAGAGCUGCUGGGGUUGGCCUCCAGUCCUGAGACGGCCAUAGUAACUGGGCGAAGUGUCCUGCUGUUACCUUGGUCUUGCAGGAUGUGGUAAUGACUGGUGUCAGGCCCCAGUGACACCAGGAGCACCUGUCUCUUCCUGUGAGCAUUUGGGUCCCGAAAUACACUGCCUGAGAAAGUCUCUCAUUAAGAGCCGAACAUGGCUUCCGGCUAUUUGUCUAAAUUGUCAUUCCGAGGCUUUUGUCCUUCAUCUCUCCUUUCACUCGUUGCCACCAUUGAGGGAAAGUGUCAGCUCACCCUGCAGCAAGACAAUCAAGGCAGGACUGGGAAGGAAAAGAAAUCCCACGCUGGAGGCAGCUCAGAAAAUCGCUCUUCUCUGGGAUAGAAGUUGGUAGGGCGGCCGUUUUCCCUUUGUAGAAGCCACCGGGAUGGCAGGAAGGACUCCCAGUCCUGUCGGCAACUGUCAGGAGCCCUGAAAUUGGAGACACACUGCUGUCCUUGUGGGCUACCUACAGCGCGCAAGGCUUCGUUGUCCCCCAAGUGACGCCCUGCCAGGGAAGGAGCUGUGACUUCCUCCUCGAAGACGAUGUGGUGUGUUGACCCUGCUUCUCCCAAUGGCUUCAGUUGCAUUGUGCAAAGAUAGUUUGUACCCAGAGUCGGGGAAUGCCAACACUGAUCAAAGCUGCUUUCCAAAUCAUUGCCUGUGAAGUACAAUUUCUGGGCUAGAAUUGCUGUUACAUUUGGUCCAAGACCGAAAUAGAUGCAGGCCAUGAUCACUACAUUUUUCGGUUGUGAUGAUAGCCGUUCUGAUAGGUGUCUCCAGGGGCCUUGGCCUGCAGAAAAUGACAUGAGAACUAGUUCUUAAUCCUUAAGAUCAGCUAAUUAUGUGAUUCUGCUCCUUGAAUUAGAAUUAGUCAGCUUACUCAGAAAAAACAUAUUUGGAAAUCGCAAAAGUUCCUUUGAACUUAAAGGUGGUUUGUCCGCAGACAUCCGGAGUCCUCGAAUAACGGUGAGAGCCCGGUAACCAGGGGAACGGCCCCUCUCCUGCUUUCCUGCCCAGCACCACUUGUCUUUUCUGCCAGGCCUGUGGCAUUUUGGUGCUCACAGGGGUCUCGCCUGCAAAGACAAGCUGUUCGGGCCCCUCCCCAGAGCAGGCUGUUUGCACGUGGGGCUCACACCUGAGGCUGUAGGACCAAGAGCUUCCUGGGUUCACAGACCAGACCCACCUUUGUAAGCGCUCCUGUCAGGGGCAUCAGCCUCUGCACUGUGUUCUGGUGCAGACUUUAAUGCAAAUUUUUAUAUAUCAAUGUUUCUAAAAGGCCAAAUUUGAUGCCAGGUUUUAUAUGAAGUUCACCAUAAUUUGUAUUACAUCCCCUGAUUCAAUGAAGGUUUUCUUUAGACUUGUUAAUAAAAAAAAAUGCUUACCAGUU